Molecule: messenger RNA, 1158 nt
Organism: Eruca vesicaria subsp. sativa (arugula)
Lineage: Eukaryota; Viridiplantae; Streptophyta; Magnoliopsida; Brassicales; Brassicaceae
Source: the annotation of a GenBank genome assembly
AUGGGGAUCUUGGGUGAGAUUGUGAAGAAACCAGAUGAAAUAUACCCGCUACUGAAGUUGAAAAUGGCAGUUAAGAAAGCCAAGAAGCAGAUCCCACCUGAGCCACACUGGGGAUUUUGCUACUCAACGCUCCACAAGGUUUCUAAAAGCUUUUCUCUCGUUAUUCAGCAACUAGGUACCGAGCUUCGCAACGCUGUGUGCGUGUUCUACUUGAUUCUCCGAGCUCUUGAUACCAUCGAGGAUGACACAAGCAUACCAACUGACGUCAAGCUUCCAGUUCUAAUAGCUUUCCAUCGUCACAUAUUCGAACGUGACUGGCACUUUUCAUGUGGUACGAAUGAGUACAAGGUUUUAAUGGACCAAUUUCACCAUGUUUCUGCCGCUUUUCAGGAACUUCGAAAAGGGUACCAAGAGGCUGUCGAGGAUAUUACUAAAAGAAUGGGUGCAGGAAUGGCCAAGUUCAUUUGCCAGGAGGUAGAAACUGUUGAUGACUAUGAUGAAUACUGCCACUAUGCUGCCGGACUUGUGGGUUUAGGCCUGUCAAAACUCUUCCUCACUUCGAAAUUAGAAGUAUUGACUCCAAACUGGGAGCAGCUCUCCAAUUCAAUGGGUUUAUUUCUACAGAAAACAAACAUUAUUAGAGACUAUCUUGAGGAUAUUAAUGAGAUACCAAAGCCACGCAUGUAUUGGCCUUGUGAGAUUUGGGGCAAAUAUGUUGACAAGCUCGAGGACUUAAAAUAUAAGGAGAACUCAAUCAAGUCAGUGCAGUGCUUGAAUGAUAUGGUUACCAAUGCGUUGGUGCAUAUUGAAGAUUGCAUGCAGUACAUGGAUGCAUUGCGUGAUCCUGCCAUAUUUCGAUUAUGUGCCCUCCCUCAGAUCAUGGCGAUUGGAACACUUGCAUUAUGCUAUAACAAUGCACAACUAUUUAGAGGUGUCGUGAAAAUGAGGCCAGGUCUAACUGCUAAAGUUGUGGAUCGCACAAAGACAAUGGCUGAUGUCUACCGUGCGUUCUAUGAUUUUUCUUGCAUGUUGAAAACAAAGGUUGACAUUAACGAUCCAAAUUCCGUGGAUACACUAACCCGACUUGAAGCUGUUCAGAAAAUGUGCAAAGACAGUGGUGUCCUUCAUAAGAGGUACCUACAGUCUUCUUUUUGUUAG